AUGGAAUAGAAAGAAGGAAAAGUGUGUUUAGUUGAAGUGCCUAUAGAGAAAACAUUUCUAUUUUAGGAUUAAAUUAUAAUAGAUAAAAAUCUAAGUACGUUAAGGGAUGGAUUAUCUUAUCGAUUUUCACAAAAUUUUAUCAAUCCCCAAUAAAAAAUUAUGAUAGUCUGUCCACCUACUUAUGCCUUAAAAGAAUUAGAUACCAAAAAAAAUAACAAUAAAUUAUUUGAUGGCAAAGGGUAUAUUAAAGCAAUUCCAAAGGCUGAGUAUCCUUUUUUAAUUGCACAAUAAUCAGGUAUGAGAAGUUCCAUAAUUCAAUGGAAUGGAAAAAAUUAUAGAUUAAAGGGUUGUGGAAAUGGAAAUGAUGGUUUUACAUUAAGAAAGUUUGAAGGAGAUAUUGACAAUCUAUACGAAAUAAGAGGAUGUUGUUUUGAUCAUACUGUAAAAAGAGAGCUUUUUAUGAAUAGAAAGGUUGAAUAAAUAUUAAAAAAAUACAAUAUUGAAACUGGUAAUAUUAGUAUAGGUUAUUGGUAAUAUGGAGAUAUUGAAUCAAUUAAUUAAAAUUUAGAGAAGAACUUAUAAAAUCAAAUAUCCUUAAUUCCAAAAUAUUGUGGUAUUUAUGAAACAAUUGGAGAUUUUAGACUUGGAACUCAUUUACUCUAAGGUCUUAGAUUUAUUGUAAAUUCCAAUAUUUCUAAUUGGUGCCUUGAUGAUAUUCGAAGGUUGAUUACAGUUUAAUCAAGGAUAGUAGAAAAUAGAAAGUCUUAUAAUGGGAAUUCAUGGGAUCUUAACAAUACGCAAUAUAGAGAAAGACCUGAUGGUACAAUAUUUAAAGAGGAUGAUUAUAAAAAUAAUAGAGUAUUUGAUUGGGAAAAAGAAUAAGAUAACAUUAGCAUUACAUAAAAUUUAACAGGAAAAACAAUUUUAUAAAAUAUAAGUAUACUUUAUUAGAGAAUUGGAUAUGAAAUAGGAAAAAUAAAAAGAAUAUUUAUUGAUAAUGAUAUCAAUUGGGGAUAUUUUAGAGAUCAUAGCAAAUUCUAUUAUUGUAAAUAAUUUUGUUAAUUUAUAUAUUUGAUUAAAUGUUUUUAUUUUAAAUAACUAUUUAAAUAAUAUAUGAAAAAUAUUUAAUAUUAAGAAUUCACAUUCUUGAAGAAUCUUAUGAGCUGGCAAUAUAUCAAGGUAAAUUAGGAUGAGACAGUAUUUUAAAAAAGGAGUAUCCAAAAGUAAUAUUAUCUAUAUUCCUGUUUGAUUUUUAUAUUCUAAGGUAUGAAGCAUAUUUUUUAAUAUUUUUAAAUGGAUAAAUUGAAAUCGAAAGUAUGGACUAUCAAAAGAUUAUAAUCCUGGUAAUAUAACUUUUUUUAAAAAAUAUAGGAAGCUUAUCUUUAUUUUGUAAUUGAAAAGUGAUAGAACUUACAAUUAAGUCUUUUUAUAGACAUGGAGAGCAGGGGCCAGAAGUAUUUACUAAAAUAAUAAUAAUAAUAAAUUGAAAGGAUAUUAUCAUUAAAAUUCAAUUGAAGCAAUCUUGGUUUUAGUAAAAAGCGUAUCUUAAGUGAUGUUUUAAUGCCCUUUACUCACUUUUAUUAUUAACUUACUUUAAUCUAUUUCUUUCAACAACCCUCAUAAUUAUACCACAUCCAUUCAUACUUAAAAAUGUUCUAUCUGUUUCCUGAUUCAGAAUAUAGAUUUCUACUUCUACUUAUUCAUAGAUCUUUCCCGUCUUAUUUCAAAGAUUUUUCAGAAUCUCCUCUAGGUUUUCAGUUGCCAAGAGUUCCCCUCUGAAUAGUAUUAUAUUCUCCUAUAGCCUCAAGUUCCAACUUUACAUAAUAAAUAAUCGAAAAAUAAGUUAGAAUAAAUAUCAGGAGAGAAAUUGAAAAAGAAUAAUAUUUGUUAUUAUUUUAUUUUUAUCUUUAAUUUAUGGAUACAGAAGAAAUAGGCAAAGAGGAGAUUAAAACUUUUUCAGUAAAUUUCUUACCUGUCUACCCAAUCAAUCGUUGGUCAAUUUUCUAGGGACUUUUUAAUAACUUUGAAAAUGCCCAAAUGUAUUAUGCAAAUUUAAGACACUAGGUAUUCUUGAAUGGAGUAGGAAGGAGAGUUAAAAGUCACAAGAAUAAUUUUAGUCUUGA
Molecule: messenger RNA, 2123 nt
Organism: Paramecium pentaurelia
Lineage: Eukaryota; Ciliophora; Oligohymenophorea; Peniculida; Parameciidae
Source: the annotation of a GenBank genome assembly